ACACGGUGAAUCUGGAUGAUUUUAAAAUGUUUUAAAAAUGCAUUACAGCUGUUUUGUGUUUUUCUACAGAACCUACAGUGGUUCGAUUUAAAAUAUGUCGAGGCCAAAAUACUUCACAGCCACCGAGGUGUCUGCCCACAACACCGCUUGUGACCUGUGGGUGUCGUUCCUGGGGAAGGUGUGGGACCUGAGCCCUCUGAUGGAGCAGUUCAAAGGUGAUGUUCUUCUGCAGCCCAUCAUCGAGUGUGCAGGAAAGGACAUCAGCCACUGGUUUGACCCUAAAACUAAAGAUAUCCUGACCCAUGUUGACCCGAUGACUAACUGUGUCAAGUACUACACCCCGAGGGGCCGCUUCGUGCAUGUGCCCCCCAACUGCCCCAGCACCACCUGGGCCAACGACUUCGGCCGGCCCUGGUGGAAGGACGCGACGUACGAGGUGGGGCUGCUGACGGCUAAAAGCAGGUGGAUCCGCAUCAUCAACACCCUGACAGUGCAGGAGCAGAAGCUGGAGGUGUGCACAGAGGAGACGCUGGCUGAGAUCCUGCAGCGGUACCUGCGCUACAACUCGCAUGCAUCCAGCUACACCUGGAAGCAUGACGGAGCCCUCCUGGACAUGAGCAAGACGCUGAGUGAAAACGGCAUGCCGGACGAGGACGAGGAGUUUUACAGGUGCCGCAUGGACCGUGACCUCUUCACCCCGUCCAUCUGCCUCUACUUCAACGACGACCUGACUGAGUUCUGACCCCCCCUGCUCUCGCCCCGAUAGUGAUAAAUGUGUAAGAUGUUUUAGAGCAGGAAUGCUGACUGACAUUUACAGCGAGUUAACCAGAGAUCCUGUCAGUGCUCUUCCAAUAACAGGCUUUAAUUUGACUCUUAAGUGUUAUACAUGUGAACAGCACUGCACAGAAUAUGUUAAACGGUUAUGAGCCGUAUCACUUUUGCAUUUUGAUUAAUGUGCCUUAUUCCGUUGAAGCAUUUUUGGAGUGCUGCUGCUCAUUUGCCUGCUUUAUUUUGCUUCCUAAAAGCAUCUCGCAAUUUUAACAGUGACUAAAUUCAAUAAAAUUGAAUC
Myripristis murdjan (pinecone soldierfish) is the source of this 1069-nucleotide messenger RNA. It is a transcript of the gene cyb5d1, whose product is annotated as cytochrome b5 domain containing 1. The transcript is spliced from 4 exons. Bases 95 to 742 code for a protein of 215 amino acids. The record is from RefSeq and is a predicted model, not a curated record. NCBI's taxonomy places the organism in Eukaryota, Metazoa, Chordata, Actinopteri, Holocentriformes, Holocentridae. Gene Ontology annotation, biological process: cilium movement.